This is a messenger RNA of Rodentolepis nana, 4842 nucleotides long. NCBI's taxonomy places the organism in Eukaryota, Metazoa, Platyhelminthes, Cestoda, Cyclophyllidea, Hymenolepididae. The record is from the annotation of a GenBank genome assembly.
AUGCCGCGACCCAAGAAGAAACCUACGUGGUGGGGAGAUCCUGGAACUCAAGCUGUUGUUCGACGAGGACUUCUCUAUCUCAUCAGAAACAUCUACGGUGGGAUACCGUCAAGCGUGAAAGUCCGCCUGAAACACAAGGCAAAGAAUGCUUUUUAUCAGGAUCAGAACAGCGAGGAAGAGAGCACGAGAAUGAGGUCUACUUCAGAGGUGGAAUAUUGCGGUGCAUGUCAAGAAAUCUACGGCAAGGUAGAUGAUUACUCAAGUUGCCUAUCAACUACAGAUACAAGUCCACAUAUAAAAAUCGUCCCCGAAAAGAAAAUUCCUGUGAUCUCAAAGAGAAAUAUCUUAGGUGAGUCCGCACAAGACUGCUCCGAAAUCAGUUAUUUUAGCGAUAAAGAAUGUCUUAUCAAACUCCUUCAACAACUUUAUCCCGAGGUGGCCAACUGUCUUAGACAAGCUGAUCAUACUAGUUCUGUCUACCUCGAAGACCUCUGUGCUUGUUUAUUAGCUAUAUAUGAGGCUAUAGAAACUCCAGAAACCGAAAAUGAUCUUAAAUACUGUCUCUUGCAGUUUAUUGAGCAACUUUAUCCAGAUUUGUCUAAUUAUAUUGCGAAAAAUACUUCAAAUGCAUCCGCAAGAGGCAUGAUUAACAACGCGUGUAAAGAGAAUAUGCUCUGCGACUGCGAUGAUAAAACAGAGGAAGUUGGAGAGUUCAACACCGAGUCAACAAUGGAGGAACUAACUUCAGACCUAUCGAUAACAUAUGACGUUGAGACUGAAGAUAGCCAAGAUAUUCUCGAUGAAUGUCUAAUGGAAUUAACUCAAAGAAUUUGCGCUGAAUUAGCUGAAGACACUAUAGAAUCCACAGAAAGUAGUGAAGAAUGUGACUGUGAAGAAGAUGAAGAAGAACUUCUAGACACGAGUGAAGAAGCCGAUGACGAAGUGGUUAACGAUUGUGCAACUUAUGCCGAGAUUGCUGAGUGUUUCAGAAAUUGUCUCGUGGAAUUAAUUCCAAAACUAUGGCCUGAAAGGCCAAACUGCUGUAACCAAAGUGGAGGCCAAACAUGCAAAUCAACAGUCUGUAUUCCCACUCAAGCUCCAAAAGUUGAAAGCCAAGUAAGAACUUGCCUACCACAACCUUGUACUGAGUCGCCCUGCUGUAUCAAUCAAUCUGCGACCUGUCCAAGUAACAGGAGUGAGGGAUAUAAAGAGACAUGUGAGAUCAAAUGUGCACAAGCGACCAACGAUUCAACUUGUAAUGUCUGUGUUCCCACUCAAGCUCCAAAAGUUGAAAGCCAAGUAAGAACUUGCCUACCACAACCUUGUACUGAGUCGCCCUGCUGUAUCAAUCAAUCUGCGACCUGUCAAAGUAACAGGAGUGAGGGAUAUAAAGAGACAUGUGAGAGCAAAUGUGCACAAGUGACCAAAGAUUCAACUUGUAAUGUCUGUGUUCCCACUCAAGCUCCAAAAGUUGAAAGCCAAGUAAGAACUUGCCUACCACAACCUUGUACUGAGUCGCCUUGCUGUAUCAAUCAAUCUGCGACCUGUCAAAGUAACAGAAGUGAGGGAUAUAAAAGCCAUAAGAAUGGUGAUUGUGAGAUUGAACUUGAUGAUGUGUUUCUCGUGAAGUGUAUACUUCAACUCAUUCAACAGUUAUGCCCAGAAUUGAUUGAAAGUGUCAUGAAAGGAUCGAAGCCCAAGGAAGAAGUAUGCAAAGUAAAUUUGAGUGGAGAAUGCCGUAAUCAAGAAGGAUUUGCUGUCGCAGAUAAACAGAAGUGUGAUGGAGCUGAAUCAGAAACCGAUUUGGAAGGUCUCAACAAAUGCUUUGCACAAUUGAUUCAAUACCUCGACAAUGAAAUGACGCCUUGCGUUGAAAACACAAAGAAGGUUAAAUUCGUUGAAUGUAAAGUUAAAGAAACAGAAAGUGCAAAAAUUACCUGUGGUCAAUGCAAUCAAAGUAGAGAAGAAAUACCAGCUGAGCUGAUUGAAGAGAUACUAGUAAAGUGCUUCUUGCUUCUCAUCAAGCAAAUGUAUCCAGAAAUGUUCAAUUGUAUAAUGCAAUCUACUGGAGCUAAGAUUGACACUGGCUUUAAAAGAACUAUGGGAGUGAGCGCCAAGCAUGAAAUUCAGAAAUUAUGUGAAAAUGAACAGAAUAUUUGUUGGAGACAGUCAGAUAAUCUAACCACUAACAAAGAAUGCGGUAAAAAAUCAGAAUGGACUGAAGAGGCAUUAAGAAGGUGCUUGCUGGAACACGUCCAACAAUUGAUUCGGGAAAUAGAUUGCUGUCCCAAAGUAACCGCAGACAAGACUCUAACUACAGCAACGGGAACGUCUUACAAGGAAUGUUGCAAAGAAAACAACGAUCCUGCUGCAGAAUGGAAUAAAGAAGAUAUAAGAGAACUUUUAAGACUUGUUCAAAAACUUUGUCCGGAACUAGCUGACUGUAUCAGGGGGUGUGAAAGUGGCAAAGUAUCAGAUCCUGACCAAUGCGAUGAGGAGGAGUCGACUUUGGGUGAAAAUGAUCUCAUAGAUAGCCUUUUCCAAUUCAUGGACCAAACUAAUCCCAAACUAUGUAAUUACUCCGAUGGAAGUGAUACAGAAACUGAAUGGGAUGAGGAAACAAUGCGCAAUUGUUUCCUAAAGUUCGUUGAAGAACUCUAUCCUGACUUGGCCCCCUAUACCAAGCAAUCCCUAGGGGAAAUCAAUAAGGCGGAGGAAGAGUGUGAAAUGCCACAGAAAGUCACUCAAGACUUUAUACAAUGUGAAAAUAUGGUAUGUGAUGAAAGUAAGAUGGUGAGUAAAGACAAUAGCGUUCGGGAAUGUCUUGAGCAGUUUGUGCAGCAAAUAAGCCCUGAAUUGGCCGACUGCAUCAAAAAAUACAAUGAUUGUAAUUCCACUGAAGCUGAAAUCAGUGAUAUCAGCAUUUUAGAGGUCAGUGAAGCUUUAGAAGCGUCUUUGAGUGACGGUGAUAUCAAAGACUGUCUGGUGAAAUUAGUUGAUUUACUCUGUCCUGACUUAGGCAAAUACAUAAGAGAGUCUGACAAGAGCUGUGACCCUUGUGAACCUGAAGGAACUUUGGUAGAUAUUUCGGAAGGAUCUGAAUGUGCUAGCAUUGAAGAUUCUCUGAGAGAUAGCUUCAUAAGCUUUAUUGAAGAAGCAUAUCCGGAACUGGUGGAUUGUAUUAAGCACAUAAAAAAAGCCACCAAUGAUGAUGAUGAGGAGGAGAGUGAAAUCGAUAGGGACGAAACCACAAUAGAUGAAUCGAUUUUUGACGAAGUCAAAACCGAGGAAACUAUGAAUGUAAACAUUGGUGAAGAGAGUCAGGCAGGAGUUCUAUCUAUUUUUGAACAACUCGAAGACGAAGAAGAGAAGUCAGAAAUGACGAUAACUCCUGAUCAUUUUACUGAGGAUGUUCAACUAGUAUCAGGAGAGCCUGACUACAGCAAGAAUUUUAAUGGAGAGUAUGGAAUGACUGUAAGUUGUGGCGCCGAUGAUAAUACUGAAGCACAAAGCGUGAAUUUUUCGCAGGAAAUAAGUAUUAUUGAUGACAUUCACCCAUUAACUUCCAUUAAUGAGACACAAACUGACCUCACCAGUGAAGAUAUUUUCGAGGAUUGUUUCAUGCAACUUUUGAAACAGUUCGAUGCUGAUUUAGCUUGCUGCAUUAUGGAAAACUUACCUGAAAGUUCAAGUCUCCAAAUAGAAGAUUCCAAUGUAUCCGGUGAUGUGAUCUCGGGACAACCGAAUGAAUCACAAGAAAAUUCUGAAAAUCCUCCAAAAGUGAAAUUUUCUUUAUUUGAAGAUAACACACCCAUGUUUGAUGAAAACACUACAAAUGGGUUUACCUCAAAUCUUGAAUAUCCGAUGGAAUCUCAUGAGUUAGUUGAGAAAACUGACGACCUGGUGACUGAUGAAAACUUAUCUAUGGUAUCGGAAGUUAUUUUAGUUGUAAAUGAGAAUACUACUAUGGAAGAAAGAAGUGCCUUAACUGACGAACUUUCUGCAACUAAAAUAGGAGAACUUUUAAACCCAGGAGUCCUAUCUUCUGACUUCAGUCAAGUUGAACCAAGUACCAACCAAAAUAUCACAUCGCACACUAAUACUCAAUUUGAGGAUUCUGAUAUCAAUGCCAUAGGGCAGAAGGAGGAGGAAGGAACACUUUUCGAUUCUAUCUUCGACGAAAUCCUUUACGCUACCGAACAGGAAGAAAGCAAAUGCGGUGUAGACUCAGAAAGAGUGCAAGGAGAAGAAUGCGAAAGCACUACAGAAGACGUUAUGGUUGAAAAGAGCGUGCCAUUAUUCGAAUAUGGAGAAUGUGACGGAAAUGUUGAGAGUCCGAUUAUGAAAGAGAAGACAUGCAACCAGGCAGAAAUUAACGAACAACUCUACCAGGAAUGGAUCAAAUGUGCAUCUGGAAUGGACAUAGAAUCUGUAGAGAUGAAUGGUGACGAAGAUGAUGUGGCUAAAGAUUGUAGGAUUGAAUCAGUGGAAUCCGAAACAUGUGAAGGAAAUUAUGGCGAUUGGGAUGAAUUGCGAGUGUGCUUGUUAGCAAUUGCCGAUGAAUUCUAUCCUGAACUUGCUAACUGUAUCAGAAAGUGUCUAGCUGAAGAAGAGAAGGGAGGUGUGGCUUCUGAAUUCGAAGCUGAUCGACGUAAUAUGCAAAUGUGCCUGGAAAAUUUCGCAGCCAAGUUCUACGCCAAACCGGAACAAGAUGACUCUGUUUCUGGUGUGAAAAAUGUAGAAGAAAUGUAUACCCCAACUGUUAAGUAUAUCCAACAACUAAUUCUUGACUUCGCACAAAUAUUCCAUCCCACGUUAGCACAUAGUUUGCAACAACAGUAA